UUUUUGGCAAGGCAUGAUUGAUGCAGUAACCAUUUGUGGGCCGGGGUUUAAAGCCCCUAGUGAUACUGAGUUGAGUGGCCCUCUCUUGUUGGAAAUGGUGGAAGAUAUGAAAGUUGACUCAGAGGACCACCGCCAAUCUUGGAGCCACAAGGGUUGCACCAUCAUGACAGAUGGUUGGACUGAUAGGAGGAAUAGAACACUCCUUAAUUUUCUUGUUUCCAGCGGAAGAUCCACCAUGUUUUUGAAGUCCAUUGAUGCUUCCUCACAUGUCAAAAAUGCGGCAUACUUAUGUGAGGCUAUUGAGGAAGUUAUAGAUGAGGUGGGGGAAGAAAAUGUGGUGCAAGUGGUGACGGAUAAUGCAGCAAGUUAUGUUGCUGCAGGAAAACUUUUGAUGGAGAGGCACCCAAAAAUCUUUUGGUCUCCAUGUGCGGCCCAUUGCCUUGACCUCAUGCUGGAGGAUAUAGGUAAGCUUGGAUGGGUGAAAGAAUGCGUUGAAAGGGCCAAGAAUAUAUGCAAAUUUAUUUACAAUCAUGCAUUGGUCCUUAGCAUUAUGAGGCAAUACACGGGGGAAAGGGAGUUGGCUCGUCCUGGUAUAACGAGAUUUGCCUCAAAUUUCCUCACAUUGAAAUCCUUGUUAAAAUCAAAGGCAUCUUUGAGGCGCAUGUUUGUUGGUGAGGAGUGGACUUCCUCAUCCUAUGCUACGACCACUGCAGGGAUGGAUGUAGUAGAUUGCAUUUUUGAUGAGCCAGGUUUUUGGACCCCUUGUGCAGAGAUCAUGCAGGUCACUGAGCCCCUAGUAGUUCUCCUACGAGUUGUUGAUGGUGAGAAGCCCGCUAUGGGCUACAUAUAUGAGGGCAUGGAUAGGGCCAAGGAGGCCAUUAGAUCCAUAUAUGCUGGAGUUGAGGAUAAGUAUAGGCCCAUUUGGGACAUAAUUGAUAGAAGAUGGCAUAACCAACUUCAUAGACCCAUCCAUGCAGCAGCUUAUUACCUCAAUCCAUCAUUUCGUUUCCGUGCUGAUUUCAAAGCGGAUGAGGAGGUUCUUAGCGGGCUAUAUUUAGUAGUACAAUGGAUGGGCACUGAUACCACAACUACACUUCUCGAGAUGGAUGCAUUUAAUAAUGCAUCAAGGGCGAUCUUUGCCAGCCAAUUGUGCAAAGAGGGUCAGACAAAAUUGUAGCCAGAUAGAUGGUGGCAAAUGUUUGGGCCUUCAACCCCAAACCUUCAAAAAAUUGCCAUCCGCAUAUUGAGCCAGCCGUGUAGCGCUUCUGGAUGUGAGCGCAACUGGAGCAUGUUUGAGCACAUCCACUCGAAGAGGCGAAAUAGAUUGUCUGUGGAGAGGUUGAAUGAUCUAGUCUUUGUUCAUUACGACCUCCGUCUCAGGACCAGACAGAUUUUGGAUGAUGACUUCUCUCCGAUCACUCUAGAGGAAGUCGACCCCGAGUCCGAUUGGCUCACUGAGUCCACCGAUCCAGUCUUCACUGAUGAUGACCUUGAGUGGGUUGACCAGGCAGACAGAGAGGCUGAGGCUGUGGCUAUGACAGAGGAGGAGGAUAGAGCAUGAUCAGGCACAACACCUAUGGCUACUCAGACUGGCACAUCACAGACAGAGACUAUGGCUACUCAGUCAUCCAGGACCUACCUUAGACGCCUUUGU
Messenger RNA from Cryptomeria japonica (Japanese cedar), 1654 nucleotides. RefSeq lists its product as uncharacterized. The record is from RefSeq and is a predicted model, not a curated record. The coding region runs from base 14 to 1177 and encodes 387 amino acids. The transcript has 5 exons. Lineage: Eukaryota; Viridiplantae; Streptophyta; Pinopsida; Cupressales; Cupressaceae.